UCGUUUUUUUUUUAUUGUAUUUUAUUUCUACUCAUUAUUAUUAUUAUUAUUAAGUCUUGAAGUCUUUUACGGUUAUACCUAUCAUAGAAUAUAUAUUAAAUUCUUUCCCGUGUACAUUCAGAAAACUAAAAAUGAGCAAAACUAUAGUUUAUGACACUUUGUCCAUUCCUGAUCCAUCAUUUAUUGAUGAUGAAGUUAGGAUGUUUGGUUCAUGGUUUGGAAUGAGUAAUAUUUGUAUAUUUCCAACCAAAAUGUCUGGACCAUCCGGCAAUCAAAAUUCAUCUGGCGAUGAUAAAACUGAAAGGAACAUUAUACACCUGAAACAUAAAACAAUGCUAUUUGAUCCUAAAGUAAGACAGCUGGUAAAUGAGUCAAGUGGAGUGUUCCAAGAUUUACAAAUCAACGUGAAUGACCCAACCAAGCCAACUGAUGCUUUGUACUAUAGUAGAAAAUACAGGGCAAUCUUGUCAACUUGUAUCUUAGCAAUUGAUCGAAACAACUUGGACAAAUCAAAUGAGACAUACAAUCAAUACAAAAUGUUGCUGCACAAUCUUCAACUCAUUUGGCAUCUGUGUGAAGUGCUUUACCUUGUGAUUGUUCCUGGGGAUACUAUUUUGAACAAUCUCUUAGAUUGGAUUAAGAUUCAUUAUGAAAAUGCUGAAAACCAAGCAUCAGUGAUUAUAGAAAAUACAAUUACUUACUUAACUGAUGAACGCGUAGAAGAAAAGUUUACUUUUUAUUGGGAUACUGUUAUUGGAGUAGUUUUACAAGGAAACAUUGACUUGGCCAGAAAGUUAUUGUCCAACCACUCUCAAAGUGACACUGAACCAUUUAUUCAUGCAAUAAAAAUAUUUAAAUCUAUGCCUACCUAUAGUGUAUACGGUGGUCUGCCAAUAGCAGAAUAUACAUCAAGAUUCAAGGGCUGGCAAUCAAGUGCAAAAUCCAAAUUAGAAUGUGGUAUAUUCUUAUCCGAUUCAAAUCUCAACGAUGUUAUGAAGAUUAUCUGCGGAGACCCAGAUUCUAUAAGUUUGAUCCGCAGUCACUGUUCAACRUGGUUUCAAUUUCUAGUUGCUCAACUUAUAUAUACAGAUCCAACUGUAAAAAAACAUAGUUUAAGUUUAUAUGCUCAUCGUAGCGUUGCUAAAUAUUACAAAGAAUCAGAGUAUAACCAUUUGGAUACACUUGCUUUAGAUUUGUUUGACGGAGAUCUAGAAGGGGUAUGA
Diuraphis noxia (Russian wheat aphid) is the source of this 1223-nucleotide messenger RNA. RefSeq names its product nuclear pore complex protein Nup75 (gene Nup75). The record is from RefSeq and is a predicted model, not a curated record. Gene Ontology annotation, molecular function: structural constituent of nuclear pore. Lineage: Eukaryota; Metazoa; Arthropoda; Insecta; Hemiptera; Aphididae. Gene Ontology annotation, biological process: protein import into nucleus; mRNA export from nucleus; positive regulation of DNA-templated transcription. Gene Ontology annotation, cellular component: nuclear pore outer ring.